Solanum dulcamara is the source of this 611-nucleotide messenger RNA. RefSeq lists its product as uncharacterized. NCBI's taxonomy places the organism in Eukaryota, Viridiplantae, Streptophyta, Magnoliopsida, Solanales, Solanaceae. The transcript is spliced from 2 exons. The record is from RefSeq and is a predicted model, not a curated record. Bases 18 to 461 code for a protein of 147 amino acids.
UGUUUGCUUGUUUGUUUAUGCAGGUUGCUGGAGCAUCAGAAGCUGCAAACUCUAACAAGCUGCAGUUGCACAAGCCAUGUACUAUAGCAGCAGCAGCUGACCUGGAAGAUCUUCAACCAUUUCCAGCACACAACAACAACAACCCUAAAUCCCUUGCAGAUACCAGAGCAACAACAACAGUACUUGUUUGUGGUCCAACUGAUUCUGCAGGUCACACAGAAGCUCAAUAUGCAUCAACAACAUCAACCAUUCAACAGCACCAGCAACAACAUAAGCCAAAAGCAACACACAAUUCAACAACAGUCAGCAAAAUCUCAACAAUAUGCAUCAUGCAACAUCAAACUGAUCCCACAUGUUACAGUAUGAUAGCAUAUGUAGCAACUACAGACCUCAAGAAGUCACAACCCAAACGGAUAACUGGAGACGUUAGUCGAGCGACCUUGAAAAAGUUAGCCGACUGAAGACUCAUCAAAUGGAAUACAUCCAUAUGUCACCAAAUCUGCAGCACCAUGCACUGACAUUGCAUGAAGCACUCGCAUCUCAUGGACAAGCUCGGUAUGAAAAAGAUUAAGAAGGCGAAGAUGAAAUGAACGAUCUCGAUCCAUGGAAAU